This is a messenger RNA of Chilo suppressalis (striped riceborer), 3598 nucleotides long. NCBI's taxonomy places the organism in Eukaryota, Metazoa, Arthropoda, Insecta, Lepidoptera, Crambidae. The record is from the annotation of a GenBank genome assembly.
CUUCGAGUGAUUUGGUAACAAACACGGUGUUGUUUAUUAAUGCCAUGACGUUAGUAAGCAGUAGCGAUCUGAAUCACAAAAACAAUGAACGUUCUCCACGUAAUCGUUACUGUGGCAUUAUUAACCAGAAGAAAAUGCGUGAGUGUGAUACGUGAUUUUGCUACCUGCCAUGACGAUUUCAGUCUUAAACCAGCCGACGGAGUGCUUAAAGAACACACUUUCACAUGGUUAGGUUUCGUGCAGUAUAUCCAUGUAACAACGGGUCUGCCUCACCACAGCAAGGCGCCGAGGGUGGUUCUGAUACAGAAGCAAUUCGCACUCGCCACCGCCACUGAUAUGCUCCAUUUGCCCAAAAAUUAUAAACUUGGUCAUGUAGUUUUUGGUGACUACGAGCGAGACGAAGAAGACUGUGGACUUACGAAACAGCAGUUGAAACUGGGUGUUAAUUGCGCCAGAGCUUAUAUAGAGAUGCCGAUAAUCGACAUAACACCACAUCCAGAGUUUUCCAGGUUCGGAGUUGGAAACAGUUUGGCAUUAGUCAAAUUUCUUCGACCUAUGAAAUCACAAUACAUGUUGCCUGUGUGUCUACCUUCAGUAACGGAACGUAUGAAGAAGCGAAGAAACAAAAUAGUAUACAUGAUUGAUUACAUUAGUACUGUGCCGAGAGAUUUUGAUACGGAGAAAAUGGGAAAAAAAACUUUUAAGUUGUAUACCCACAAAGACUGCAGAAGACAUCGUAUGAAAUCGAGGUUAGGAAGUGAAGGCGUGACCCAUGUCUUAUGCAGCUCAGGUUGCGGGGUCCGGCCUGGCUCGCCCAUCAUAAGUCACUCCUCCGAAGGCACGUUCGAAGUGAUCGGACUGACAGCAGGCGGCGCCGCCUGCUCCCGUCGCUCCAUGCGUCACAGGCUGAACACGGAGCCACCACUCUACAUAGACGUCUACCCUUACGUCACUUGGAUUAUCAACGUCAUCACCGCACACAUGCUGCCACGGCCCUAUUCACAUAACUUCAAAUUAGUCGAUGGUGGACCAAGCAUGGCAGUCAACGGAGGUAAUUACUUGAGAGCCAGGAAACUCCAAAAGGCUGGAUGGAAAGCUCGUACCUACGUGAGUGGCAAUUAUUGCUUCAAAAGCGGUAAAGCUCAAAGACACACAGCGUUCUUUUAUUCCGAGCAGUUUGAAGUCAAAGCUAAUCCACCUGCAAAACUGAACAUCUUUAUGAAGAUAUCGGCUGGCAUCGAAUGUACAAUUACUUGCGCAAGAGUGCUCUUACCAAACAGAUUAUCCACCCCAGAUAUUCACGGUGUUGGAGGUUAUAACAUUUCCGUUGAAUUUGACACCGAGUGGUUCCCUUACGCGUUCUAUUUCUCACUGGGUCUCUCAGGCAAGAACACCACCGAAAAAGACUUUAACAAAUGGAUCGAGGAGAGAAAACCUGGUUUUUGGAAGAAAUAAAGUCAUUGGCACAAAUACGAGUACUUAUUUAAUCGGUCGAAGUAAAUAAUAAUUAAAUAAUUAGUUUCAAUGAAGUUUUGGUUGCAUAUUUUUUAUAUUUACAUCUAUACUAUUAUAUAAAGAGAGAAAAGGAUACACUGACAGACUGACUCAUCAACGCACAGCCGGAACGGCUAGACCUAGAAAGAUGAAAUUUGGACAGUAGGUUCCUAUUAUAGCCUAGACAAGUAAUAAGAUGGGAUUUUUUUUAAUUUAGUCUCUUAAGCGUGAAAUUUGCAAAAACUUUUGUUCGUAAAAUCUUAUCCCUUGGACCUAUUCACUGCAAAUUUUAUAUAAACAUUAUUGAUUAGAUGAACACUAAGCCAGUUGCAUAAAAUUUUUACAACUAUCCUCAAAAAUUACAAAAUUUCGUUUCCAAGUUUGAAUGGGAGAUCAUCUAAAAGUCUAUAAGAUUGAUUAAAAUUUUGCACAACUACUCUGUAUAAAAUAAAAUGCUAUCUGUGUUUUCAUUACAACAAAGAUAUAGCAUGUUGAAGUUUUAAAUAGUGUGUCAACGCACGCCAGCACUUUUGGUCGUAGAGACAUGAUAUUUAGUAAAUAGGUUGUUUAAAUGACGUAGGCAUCAAGCGAGAAAGGAUUUUUGAAUAUUGCACAGUGAAUUGAUUGGUGAUAUAGGGGUACAAAGUUUGUAUAGGAAAACGAGUUUGGCUAGCUCUACAGCUUUGAAACUUGGUUUAGAUAAACUAAACUGUGUGUGUGUAUUCGUGUUUCAUAUUUUUUUAAAAUUUAAUCUCUACGAGGGGAAAUAAGGAUGGCAAGUUAUCUUUAAAAUAUAUUCAGCAAAGCUCUAAUAUAUUACUACUAGUUGCGCCCCGCACGGGAAUGAGACUACGGGUGCCAAAUCCUGUUUCUUAAACCACUUAACUGAUUUUCAAAACAAAAUCUUCAAUUAUUAUAGCUAUUAACGGGAUUGUUACCAUGUAUCUUGUUUUUUAUGAGUCUCCGAUAUUUCGGAUUUUAUAUUUAAAACAAAAUCUUCAAUGUUUGAAACUGUAGAAGGAUACUUACAACUUUUGUUCUGUUAAUUCCACAGACACAGGAUCUCCAAGGGUAAUAGUAUUUAAUACACCCGGGUGAAGCCGGGACGGGUCGCUAGUAACUUAAUAAUUGAGGCAUUGCAGCAGCUUUAUGGUUAUAUUGUGUUCCUUAAAGUUAAGUCCAGACGAAGUGAAAUAUCACAUUUUAUACGUGUCUACAGCUAUGAGAUUUUGUUUUUAUUUACAGUUUGAAGACUAGAAAUGCAAGGAAUGUCAAAGAACUUUAAAGUUAAAUGUAUUGGGAUAGGGUACAAUGACACUUAAGUUAUCGGAAUAAAUUACUUUUAGCAAUAGAUCACUGCGAGAAAUUACAGACUUGAUUGAUAUAUAAUUCUAUAAAUAUACACGCUUAAUAUUAUUGUCUACUUAAAUUCACAAGGUUUUAUGUUACUCAUAGAAUCUUUUCUUAAUUUUAACUUAUGCUGAUUCGACAGAUAUUGUGUCUUCAUCGUUUAAGCCUUGAUCUUGGUUCGAGGCACCUGGAAAGCUUGAUGGUGGGGAAGGUGAUGGUCCAGGGAAUUGCGGAAAUUGAGGGCUGGAAGGAAGCUGUGGGAAACCGGGUAAAGAACCUUGAGGGUAUUGAGGGGUUUGUGGGAAAGAGGGAGAACCUCCUCCUAUUUGGGGUAUUUGAGGGAAAUUUGGGAACGAUGGUGGUGAUGGUUGGGGUGCAGAAGGUUGUGAUGCUGGGGCUUCAACGGCGGGUUGAGAGUCUUGCUGUUGCCCUUGUUGUUGUUGAGGGUAUUCUGCGGAAUCGACAACGGCACUGUCGGAGUCACUUGCUGGACUUUCUGGAGCACUCGGUGAUGCUGGUCCACUAGGGUUUCCAGAUGGGAUUCCAGCGGGAAUGCCAGACGGGUAGCUUGGUAGACUUCCGAUUGGAAGCUCAGGAGCGAGUGGACUCAGUGAUGGAUACAGGACACUGCUCGAUGGGAAGUAAGAUGCACUGGUGAUUGGAUAGUAAGCUUGCUGAACAGGAGUAAAGCUGCUCACUUGUGGUAUUCCGAACGCAAAAUUGGGGUGGUAUCCGAAUGAGUACGGCACUGGUA